AUGGAUUUGACCAAUCGUCCUCGGACUCGCCAAAGAGCGUAUAAGAAACCACCAACUCUUGACGUUCCUGACAUUGACCAAGAUGCUGCUGAAAGGAAAAGAGUCCUAAAUGUGCUGGCUCAAAGGAGAUAUCGUGAAAAGAAGCGACUGAGUCGUCUCAAAGCCAAGUCGACUGGCAACGAUGUGACUCAAAAUCCAGACCCUGAACCAGAACCAUCCCCCAGCAUUGAUGAAGAGUCAUUCGGGGACGAUAUCAUUGAAAUUCCCAGAACAUCACAGAACAAUGCACAGUUCAGCAGCCAAGCGGCCAACAUGACCAUGCCAGUAACCACCGGAGAUGCUGCUGACAUGUUGGCCGGGCUUGAUUUCAGUCUGACAUCGUGGAGUCCCCUUUCAGAAAUGGUGCUUCCAUCUAUUUUACCAGAUGUCAGCGUUCUCCCAGAAUUCUUAUGCGAACAAGGUACCGGCGAUGAAGCAUCAACAGGAACUUCUACUGGACUACCGACAGAGUUUGGCGGACCUGACCUGGCAACAUUCCUCGACACACCAUUCAGUUCGUCGCCUACUACCUCAACAGAGAGCUUCCCUGACAGCUAUAACCUCCCUGUGCUACAACUCGCACUGCUCAAGGGCGUUAUACGGAUCGCGGAUCGCCUCAACUGUAAGCAAGGUCUAUGGGAUCUUGACGGGAAUUCAGCUUUUGUCACAGGCGUUGCCACACCAGCAGCUUUGCUCCCUGCAAACUGGCAGCCUACUCCUUUGCAAACCUCGUUACCGCACCAUCCAGUGUUUGACCUUCUUCCAUGGCCAGGCGUCCGAAACCGCGCCAUUUCCAUUUUAUCAUUACCUGACGAGUUGCGGCCACCGCGGGCACGGGGCGAGUUGGCAUGUGUCAACUUUGCAUACGACCUGGAAGACACGGCUGAGGGAGUUCGGAUCCAUGGUGAAGAUCCGUAUGAUCCCGGAAGCUGGGAACUUGGACAGAUUGCAUUUGAGAGAUGGUGGUUCCUGUUCGACAAUACCAUCAUCAACACAAGUAAUCGAUGGCGUAGGGCGAGGGGGGCACCACCAUUGCUUCGUAGUAAUGGCGAGAAUUCUAGUAAGAACUCGAGUUCCACUACAUCACCAGCCAUGAGUGUUUAG
Fusarium graminearum PH-1 is the source of this 1143-nucleotide messenger RNA. RefSeq lists its product as uncharacterized. Bases 1 to 1143 code for a protein of 380 amino acids. Lineage: Eukaryota; Fungi; Ascomycota; Sordariomycetes; Hypocreales; Nectriaceae. The transcript has 2 exons. The record is from RefSeq and is a predicted model, not a curated record.